Messenger RNA from Cryptotermes secundus, 4727 nucleotides. RefSeq names its product general transcription factor 3C polypeptide 1. Gene Ontology annotation, biological process: 5S class rRNA transcription by RNA polymerase III; transcription initiation at RNA polymerase III promoter. Gene Ontology annotation, cellular component: transcription factor TFIIIC complex. NCBI's taxonomy places the organism in Eukaryota, Metazoa, Arthropoda, Insecta, Blattodea, Kalotermitidae. The record is from RefSeq and is a predicted model, not a curated record. Gene Ontology annotation, molecular function: DNA binding.
AUUAUAAAAGACAAGUCCGUCCAGUGGUCCAGUGGGUCCAGCCUGACUAUUUGAGUUUUCUCGCUUGAUGAGAAAACUGAAAUAGUCACACUGGACGGACUUGUCUUUUAUAACUGUAACUGUUAGUGUGACGGACCAAAAUGAAACAAAUCAAAGUCAACUUAACCUAAUUUGCGUGUAUGUCUAUGACUGGGAAAAAUGGUGUAGGCAUUUGUGUUCCUUCUGAACACUUCAAAAUGUAUAGUACAUCUCAGAACUUUGUGACAGCAAUAAUAGAUGAGAUUGCUCUGGAAGGAUUAGAUGGAAUCACAUUGGAAGCUUUGUGGACUCGCAUAUCUUGUAGACCAAAUUUUACAUGCAUACUGGAUGAGAAGAGUAAAACUUUUAUUUGGAAUGUAAUCAGACAGUUGGAUGAUGUUGAGAUUUACGAAUUACCAACGGCAAGGAAAACUCUUGUCAUAUUCAAUCGCUAUGAUAAUGUUGAUCCAGAACUUGGAAUGAUUUUAGAACCAAGUGUCAUCCCAGAAGACAUCUAUCCACACUGUCCAGUAGAGGAUGGUAAAGGGAAGAUCAGGGGAUCCUGUUCAACAUACAAUCAGCGUGUUAAUGUCUCACGGAUUGCACGGAAACUUACCCUAGGAGAGGUUUUAGAGCGGUGGGAUCUCAAGUUGGCUCUUGUAGCCACACAAGAUGCCAGGAACACUGCACUGAUGGGGCUUAAUGUUAAUCCUGGUUUAGAACUGACCGUCAUGCAGUACUGUCUUUUAGAGAGAAUUGGUCGGUCCCGUUACUUGGGAGAGGUUACUCAAGGCAAGGUCAGCCUGCAGGUCCUGGGAGAAGAUCCAAAAGCAUUGUUCUAUCUUCGAAAAUAUCUGAUGAAGCACAAACUUAUAGUAAAACAGGUUCACCAGCAGAAGUCUGGGACCCAGAAUUGUACUGGAAGUUUACUGCAUCUUCCGAGAUUUCAAGUAGAACGUAAACCCAAAGCUUUAUUUCUCACAGAGAAAAUUAUUGAGAUUCUGAAAACUCGUGUAGAUUGUAUAGCAGAAUAUGAAGAAAUACGCAAGGAAUUGGGGAUGUCCAAUUCUUUAAAGAAAUUAUUCAAAACACUGGAAUUCCAGCGCUAUGUGAAAACAGAUGUGUGGCUGCCAUACCGUCACCUCUAUCCAUCAGCCAGCAUCUCAGAGUGGAAGCAAAAAGGCAGUGACAGGGAAAAGAGGAUUCGGGCAAUUCAGCUAAUCAAUCCAGACAUGGAUGUUCGUGAGAUAUGGGCUAAGGAUGAUGAGGUAGAAGAAGAAGAUGAUACUUCUACAGGUGUAAUGAAUACAAGUGAGCUGCUUCUUGAUCGGCCUAUUCUGUCACAGGCCUUUAAUGUUGUGGAGAAUGCUGGUCCGGAGGGCGUAAGUCAGAUGGAGUUGAGUAUUAAAAUGGGUGUGUCUAGACUUCAGGCCAGAACAUUGUGCCGAAACCUGAUGAAGAAGGGCGUUCUUUCAACAUUCAUGAAUGAUGUUGGCAGGCAGAGAGUGUGUAGAUACAUGUGCAAGAAAUUUGUAAAGGAAGGCAAGAUGAGUGUUGACUUCAUGCGGGAGAAGGAGAAGAUGCUCACCUUUCUUGGACGUGAGAGGAAAAAUAAACAGUCGAAAAAUAAAGUUAAAUCAGAGAAAAAGUCUUUCUCUGAGGAGAGGAGGAAUGCACAUAAGAAUCAGAAACGUCUUCAUGAAGAAGAAUCAACAGAUAGCAGUGAUCUAGAAUUGAAGAGAAUGAAGGUUGACCCUGAUGAGACACGAGAACUGGCUUCUCAAGAAGAGCCACCUUCUGAUAUUCAAGCUGCUUUGAAUGAACAAAAGAUUGAAACCCAAAUUUUAGAAGACAUGGAAGAUGUUCUCGGAGUUAAGGAGCACCAGGCUAGCUUUACUGAAGAACUUUUGAAGAUAAGCCCACACAACAUAGACCCUCCUAACAUCACAUACAGGAUUCUGAGACGUGCCAAUAUUAUCAUUGAAGCUGUUAGGACUCAUAAGGUUAUUGACGAUCUCACCAAGCUUAUGAAGCAUAUCAAUGAAGAGGAGGAUAAGGAAGGCUACAAUGUAAAGAUAGACAAGAAGUCUUUAGUGAGACUCCUUGUGAAGCUUAGCAAAGAUGGCCAUGUCAAGGUUAUCAAGAUUGUGUUGAAGGGUGGUACCAAGGAAAAGGUAUUAAGCUUUAUCUGCGAUCCUGACAUCACCACAGAUCAUGGCAUAAUCCAGUCUGCAAUUGAACAAGCCAAGAUGAAGCUUUUCAUCAUUGCUAAAGAGAAAGCAUCUAAAACUUCCAGUGAUUCCAAAGAAAAGGAAGAUGAAAAGUUUUCAGGUGAAUCAAUACAUAGGAGCAUGAAUGAGAUGAAAGCUAUUUCAUCAAAUAAGGAUAAGACAAAAUCACUGGACUUUGUUUAUGAUAAGAAAGUUGGCAAGAAGUAUGGAUUUUCUCCAAAGUUUGUGCGGAUGCAGAUAAUGCAUCAGCUCCUCUUUUACCUGAUUUACGGCUAUACAGGAAAUGAGAACCUUGAUCAGGAAGCCACAGUCAAUCGUCUCAGGCAGAGAGACAAUUCUCUCACUGAUGAAGUUGUGGAAGAAAUGUCUAAAAUCUACAGUGAAGACGUCGAUUGGAAAAUGUUUGUGCCUCCACUCCCUAAGCAUGCAGGUUGGCCAGAAGGCUGGGCUAUCGUGUGUGACCUGCUGUUGCGGUUGCCACUUUGCAUAUUUGUGAAGGUUAUCAAUGUCACGUUUAUAGUCCCUGAACUAGAGCAGUACUUGAUGCAUCCAAUACGCCGUCAUUUUCUGGUCCGGCAUCUGCCUCCACGUCUUCGUAAUGUACUCAUAACUGCCAGGCGUUACAUCUUCAGUAUCCAUGAAGUAUUGCAGCGCCUCUGCUAUGUUGGUCUUAUUCAGUUUGGCCCUCAGCGCCUCAAGGAAAAGGAUCAGGUUUUUGUUUUUCUGAACCGCAGGACAACGUUAUUGGACACAACCCCUUCACGUCCAGGCUACCAUCAGGUGUCAGAUGAUAUAACAUACACGGAACACAAAUAUGAGUUUCAUAGACAGAACGAUGUGGAUAAGUACUGGUAUGAGAUGUGGAACUUCUGCAUCCAUACACAGUUGGGGGGUUGUAUGUGUGUCACUGGGAAGGACAUAGUGCUGGAGUUCCUACAGAGCAAGCAGGUCAUGAUCGAUGCUAUCCAGCCCAGACUGCCACAAGAUGCUCUGAAGCGAGACACUGGAUUAGUACCAGGAGACAAGAGAGGAGCUGCUGGGCUGGACUCCGCAUUCUUCUCACACCUGAAGCGGAACUGGAACUGGACGACCGCCACACCAUGCAUUACAACAGUUAGUAACAAUAAACCGGUGCUGGCAGCCAAACCACUGGUACAGGAACAGAGGAAAGCACGACUGGCUAGUCUGAAGACUGAACCCCUUCAGUUUGAUGAGAUCUUUCAGAAGCCUCAAGAAAAACCUAUGAAGACUGUUUUCCCUGUUAAAAAGAAGCUUAGAGGACCCAGAACUGUAGCAAAGAAAGAUGUCAUUGCAGCCCGCAGCAAAGUUCUGAAGAAAAGGAAAUUUGUUCGACAUGUUCUGCCACGCAAGUCAAGACGCAAUCACAGACCAUACUAUGAUGAGGUGGACUUGAAGGCUCUGCAGCUCAUGAGCAAGUUGCGUGUGGAGUGGUCGACAGCAGAAGACAACUUGCUGCUACUGUGCAAGGUUGCGUGCACAUACUUGUGUCCCACACCUCGCAAGCAGGUUGUCACUCUCCCGACGAUACGAGAUUAUAUGCACCAGAUAUGCCCUGCUUCCCGGAAUAAAACAUCUCGUGCUUGUCAACGUCGGAUUCUGUACAUGAUGAAGAACCCGGCUACAGCCCACAGUGUUGCCCUCCAUCUAGAAGACGUACGUCAGGAUCCAAGCAUUAUCAAACAGUUUGGAAGUACAAUGAAGGAGUUAUGUGCAAAGACUGACAACACAGAAGAAUUAGAGAAAAUGGCUGGUGAGAAGUUUAAAGCUUUGGUCAAUGUUCUCCAACGUAAAUUUAAUCCUCAGCCUUCAGACUACAGGGUGUUGCAAAAAAUCAUUCCUGAGUGUCCAGCAGAAUUCAGGAAACUGUAUGAGUUGGUAUAUCCUUCACCAACGCUUAAGAAAAGAGGACGUUUUCAAGAUGUGAAAAAUGUGGUGGACAUCUACUGUGCUGUUGUGAAUGCUAUUAUUCACAGCUCACUCUGCUGUGUUACGGACAAAACUUCAUACACAUACCAGCUGUUCCAAGUUUAUCAGCAGUAUCCUGACACCCUGCUUCGUUCUGCUAUGGCUAAGAUUCGUUCUGACCAGAUGGUCUCGCUGAAGAAGAGUUUUGUGCGUCUGAAACAAAAGACUGGAAACUACUUGCCGGUUUCUUCAUCUCCUUAUCAACUUUCCAUGAGCUAUGUGUACCAGCUUCAAACAAAAUAUCAGCAUCAGAUAUUCCAUGAGAGCUACUUGAUGGCGAAGAAGAUGUGUGCAUGGUACGCAGAGCAUAGAGAUGACACUGAUUCAGCGUUAGGUAUGGAAGUUGUGAUGGCCGAGGGAGGUACAACAGCAGCUCUUGUUGAACUGUUUACACGGAAGCAGAUGAGUUUUGAGGUAGAAAUUCCUGAGCAGAUAAUCGUUCUAGAUCCAAGAGUAUCAGAAAAGGAUGAAACAUAUGCACGAAUUGUUCAG